AUGGAUGUUUACUAUAGCAAACUGAUGGGCAAUGGUACUGUUACCAGCAAGUUCCGUUUGAGCCCUUUAGGGACACUGGGGUCUGGUUCUACAGCCCCUUCAAUUCAACUGAAUCAGUCUAAUUUAAGAAAUGAACCAAAAGGAGGCCCACCAGCAAAGGAAGGUCAAAAUUCCGAGAAUCCGACGGAGUCAUCAGAUGGUGUUAGCCACGAGGCUCCGAUCAAUGGAGUUUCUGCGUUGAUUAAUGCCGCUGAGUCAACUGAGAGUAGCCGUGAAAAUCGAUCUGAAAUAGUGAGUAAUAAUCUGCUAGGACUCAAAAGAGAAGCAGAAAGUUCGGAAACGUACCAUCCAAGUAACUGUAAUAGAUGUUACAGAUUGAAAAAGAAAUGUUCCCGAGAGUAUCCCAAAUGUACAAAUUGUACUAAAUCGGGCUCUGAUUGUGAAUAUGUGAACAGGAUGACUAAGCGAAAACGGAAAUCACCCAUAACUUAUACAUUCAAAGAGAGUCCUGCUCAUCCUCAGAAUGGAGAAGUUUUCUAUAUGUCAAGCGGACCUUCCGCACAAAAUCAACCUGUUCAUAACGGCUUACGUCAAGUAUCUGUAUCGUCUUUGUUGGUUCCGGAAGUACAAGCCAUAAGAGAGGUUUCUUCUACUACGCAUGUGCCAAGGAAAUUACCACCACUUGUGCCCAGGAAGGAUAUUAAUCCAGUCAGAAAUUCGUUAGUUGCAAGUGUCAACCACAGGGCCAUUCUGGUCAGAUCUUCAACUAAUCUUAAAGAAGAAUUUAUUACUAUGAAGGCAAUCGCCCAUUUGGAGUUACCAUUAACAUUUGCUUUAAACUAUUUUGAGAAUUUUAGCCAUAAGUAUCCAUUUAUUAAUAAAAGAGAGUUUUUGGAUAAUUUCACGAAGAUUCAAUUUGAAAAGGAAUCAAUUGUUAAUUUGGAUGUUUAUUUAUUAAUGAGUAUCGGUUGUUUAUUAUAUGAUUCAAAGUGUAAGACUAAUCAUUAUCAAGAAUAUUUCAAAGAAAAAAGUAUAGAGGCAGUGGUUGAUGUUCUUGAUUUGGGAUUUAAUGAGUAUGAUAUUGAAAAUAUGAGAUUAUUGGUAUUGUUGACCGUAUAUGGUAUCACUUCAAUGAAUGGAGAUUUAUGUUGGAAUCUAAUUGGAAUGUUAAAUAGAGCAAUUGUUAAAUGGGAUCUUUAUAAUAAUUUGGAUGAUAUAGUUAAAGAAAGACUUGUAUGGAGUAUACAUAAUUUGGACAAGGAACUUAGCUUAUUAUUGAAAAAGCCAUCCCAGUUUCCAAACUACGAGUAUCUUAAAUGUACUUAUCCAUUAACGAAGAAGUUAUAUGAAGACGAGAAUUUAGAAUUCAUUAAUGAGAAUAUAGGUUUGGGUAUGCUUGAGACGUCCUUGACUCAUUUAAGAUUAGUAUCUAAGCCAGCUGAUAGUCUCACCCAAUUGUCUUCUGAUUUCGAGAAAUGGCGUGUUAAUUCAAGUAAGAUCAUACAUAAAGCAUACGCUCAAUCACCAUACUUACAAGAUUAUAUAUCCUGGAUCAACCUACAUUAUUAUUACUUAUUAAUUGAAUUAGAUCAAGUUUCACAUAGUCAAUCAUUUCAAUUCACCUUGCAAUUCUUAUCAAGUUGUUUUACAUUACUUAUUUCAAGCUCAGAUAAUGCACCUACUAAUCCAUCUGAAAGAAAAGCCAAUAUUAAGAUUGCGUUAUCGGCAUCCUUGUUCUGGUUUAACAAGUUAUUUAACGUUAUCAUAUACAAUAUUGAAUCUUUGAAAGGGAUUCUUGAAUCAAAAAAUUCUACGGCUACAGAAGAUACCUUAAAACUCAGUGAGUUUAAUAGUAACUUACAAUUAAUUUUAAAUCUAUUAAAGUAUAUUAGAGGUAGCAAGCAAACAGAGGGAAGCAGCACGUUGACGUAUUUCCAGAAAAUGGCUAAAUUGAUUGACGGCACGGUUGAUAAACUUAGUGGAUUGAGUUUGCAUGUGAUGAAGUUUAAUAAUUUUAGUUCUACUGAGGAUGAGAAACAAGAAGUAUUGAAAUCUAUAGAUGAUAUUCUGUCCUACUUGACGAAUUCCUUUUAG
Hemisphaericaspora subhashii is the source of this 2094-nucleotide messenger RNA. Its product is annotated as Zn(II)2Cys6 transcription factor. Gene Ontology annotation, biological process: regulation of DNA-templated transcription; DNA-templated transcription. The coding region runs from base 1 to 2094 and encodes 697 amino acids. NCBI's taxonomy places the organism in Eukaryota, Fungi, Ascomycota, Pichiomycetes, Serinales, Debaryomycetaceae. The transcript has a single exon. Gene Ontology annotation, cellular component: nucleus. Gene Ontology annotation, molecular function: DNA-binding transcription factor activity, RNA polymerase II-specific; DNA binding; zinc ion binding. The record is from RefSeq and is a predicted model, not a curated record.